AUGUCACAACAUUAUGGUGUGAACCAAAUAAUUCAAAAUAGUCCAACAACUCCUGAGGGAGAAAAAAGCAGUAACUUAACCCCACCCGAUGAUCCAAGGGUUCCACAACAAGGUAAUGAUGAUGUUGACGGUGUAGGUGAUGAUGAUGUUAUUGAAGCUCCCCACGGGAGCAACACUGUUGUCAGGGCAGAAAAAUGGGGUGCAAAAGAAGAUGAUGCGCUCGUUUCGGCUUGGGUAGAAUGUUCAGUUGAAGAUCCAGAGACGGCAACAGAUCAAAGUUUGGCCAUAAUGUGGAGGAACAUACAAUCCCUUUAUGAUCAAGCCAGAGAAGAAAAUCCAUCCACCAUGCGCCCUAGAACUUUAAGAUCUAUGAAAAGUCGGUGGGCAAGAAUAAAUAAAGAUGUGAGUACAUGGGUUGGUUGCUAUAGUGAAGCAAAAAAAAGGUAUAUGAGUGGUACCAACACUCAUGAUAAAAUGACCGAAGCUCAUGAAAUAUAUAGAAGGACGUGUAAUGGUUCACGCUUUGGUUUAAUUGGUUGUUGGGAGAUGUUGUGA
Molecule: messenger RNA, 555 nt
Organism: Chenopodium quinoa (quinoa)
Lineage: Eukaryota; Viridiplantae; Streptophyta; Magnoliopsida; Caryophyllales; Amaranthaceae
Product: glutathione S-transferase T3-like
Exons: 1
Coding region: 1-555 (184 amino acids)
Source: RefSeq, a predicted model, not a curated record